Molecule: messenger RNA, 582 nt
Organism: Otolemur garnettii (small-eared galago)
Lineage: Eukaryota; Metazoa; Chordata; Mammalia; Primates; Galagidae
Product: ELAV-like protein 2
Exons: 1
Cellular component (GO): ribonucleoprotein complex
Molecular function (GO): RNA binding
Source: RefSeq, a predicted model, not a curated record
CAGGUAAUUGCUGCCAUGGAAACACAACUGUCUAAUGGGCCAACUUGCAAUAACACAGCCAAUGGUCCAACCACCAUAAACAACAACUGCUCAUCACCAGUUGACUCUGGGAAUACAGAGGACAGCAAGACCAACUUAAUAGUCAACUAUCUUCCUCAGAACAUGACACAGGAAGAGCUAAAGAGUCUUUUUGGGAGCAUUGGUGAGAUAGAGUCCUGUAAGCUUGUAAGAGACAAAAUAACAGGGCAGAGCUUGGGAUAUGGUUUUGUGAACUACAUCGACCCCAAGGAUGCAGAGAAAGCUAUCAACACUCUGAAUGGAUUGAGACUUCAAACCAAAACAAUAAAAGUUUCCUAUGCUCGCCCAAGUUCAGCUUCUAUCAGAGAUGCAAAUUUGUAUGUCAGUGGACUUCCAAAAACAAUGACCCAGAAGGAGUUAGAACAGCUUUUUUCACAAUAUGGACGCAUUAUUACUUCACGUAUUCUUGUUGACCAAGUCACUGGCAUAUCAAGGGGUGUAGGGUUUAUUCGAUUUGACAAGCGGCUUGAGGCAGAAGAAGCUAUCAAAGGCCUAAAUGGCCAG